Messenger RNA from Xyrichtys novacula (pearly razorfish), 521 nucleotides. The record is from the annotation of a GenBank genome assembly. NCBI's taxonomy places the organism in Eukaryota, Metazoa, Chordata, Actinopteri, Labriformes, Labridae.
AUGCUGCGGGAUGAGCUGCACAAAAUAGAGAGGGACCGACUGGCCACUGACCCCCCCGGGCCCAGCCCAAACGACGAGCCGCCAGCAAAGAGGACCAGAAAUGACCGCAAAAACAACUCUCUCUUGGGAAUGUUCCAGGCCAUCAUUGCAGAAAAUGCAGAGCCUGCUCAACAACCCGAAAACAGCAGAGUGGAUGUAAGUGGACGUAAGUGUAUAUUUGAUUUAAAUUAAUGUUUUAUGAACACUUGUGUUUAAAAUGGAACCGGGUAUAAUUCAGAACAUAAUCAUAAUCAGACGCCGUUCUUCGGUGCUUUUGUUUUUAUUGUUAGCUCCGGUCAUAUCUGUUGGAGCCCACCAUUGAGUUGAAGCGUUGCCCGUUGGAAUACUGGAGAAGCAACGAGUCCUGUUACGGGCUACUGUCUCAGCUUGCUCGUAAAUAUCUGUCAUCACCGUGCACUAGUGUUGACUCGGAGCGUUUGUUUUCGGGGGCUGGAAACGUGAUGACGGAGAAAAGAAACUGA